Molecule: messenger RNA, 210 nt
Organism: Ascochyta rabiei
Lineage: Eukaryota; Fungi; Ascomycota; Dothideomycetes; Pleosporales; Didymellaceae
Exons: 3
Coding region: 1-210 (69 amino acids)
Source: RefSeq, a predicted model, not a curated record
AUGAAGUCUUCAAUUAUGCUUGGUUUUUUCUCUCUCUUAGCUGCUUCUAUUUUAGAAGUUUCUGCUCUUGCCUUUCCUGAAAGUGGAUUAGCUGCUCGACAAGGGUCAACAGGCUGUUGUUGGACUCAAACUCCUGCAGGCUGUACCUGUAACUGUGGGGGAGGAGAAACUUUUGGGUGCGGCAUGGGACGCUGCGGACCACAAUGCUAG